AUGACGCUCGCAACACCCGAGGCCCGCGCCCAGUACUCGCACCAGCUUGCGAUGUACACUCUCCGCCAGUUCGUCGAGGCGCGCAAAUCCCUGGACUUGGAUCGGGACGCGAAGAGGAAGCUUCCCCCAUCGCAUGCGCGCGAUCCGCGAGCGAUGCAGGCGCUUCAGAAUGAACGAGCCGCAUUGAAGGGCACUCGCCAAGUGCGCGCAACGUCAUGAGUGCUCUCCUCCAUAUACCUCUCGUCGUAAUUUAUACAAGGGACAGCAUCGCACCAUGACCUGUUCUCCUGCACUCGCAUAUCUCGCAUCUUGUCUGUAUUAUAGUUUGCAUACCACCUUGCUCUCAUACGUAUACUCGCAACACCCGUCUUAGCGAACGCUACGCACUACAUAGCCACGGCCGCUUUCGCAUGUACCGCAUACUUACAACACCAUCCAUAGACCGAGCCCGCCCAGCCGGCUCUGCGAUAUAAUAUACUCACACACUGGGUGGCAAGGGCGCCUCACAAAGCCCUUCCCAGUCGUUUUCGCUCUC
This is a messenger RNA of Schizophyllum commune H4-8, 535 nucleotides long. RefSeq lists its product as uncharacterized. The transcript is spliced from 3 exons. Lineage: Eukaryota; Fungi; Basidiomycota; Agaricomycetes; Agaricales; Schizophyllaceae. The coding region runs from base 1 to 219 and encodes 72 amino acids. The record is from RefSeq and is a predicted model, not a curated record.